AAACAUGAUGGAGUCUGUCAAGUACACGUUGUGUGUCUCAAGCUUCACCAAUCAUUGAUUCAUUUCUUCAACACAUUCCGGCUUUGGCAUUUUCACACCACCAGUAUACGUAUUGUGUCUUGAACAAAAAGAAAAAUACUUGGGAAAGAAAAAAAGAGUUCAUCUUCAACUCUGAUCCACUCUCGUCGUCACUUUCGCCUCGCCGGUCGAAUCGAACUAGUAAGCUCGCUUCUCUCUCUCAGUCUUCUACAUUCAGCGUAAUCCCUAAUCAAUCCCGUGAGAGCUCUACACCUUAGCUCCCGUGAGAGAUUUGGGGGGAGAAAGAUGACUCAAGACGUUGAGAUGAAAGACAACCACACCCCUUCUCAAUCCAUCAUCUCCUCCACCACCACCUCCACGAUUCAGCAUUUGAAGGAGAUCGCAGCGUUGAUUGAUACUGGAUCCUACACCAAGGAGGUUCGCCGCGUUGCUCGCGCCGUGCGUCUCACUGUCGGACUCAGGCGGAAACUCACCGCCUCCGUUCUAUCUUCUUUCCUGUUAGUUAUGUGGGUGAUGAACAUGAUAUGGAAGUUGAUACAGCUUCGUCGGUUGCGCAAGCUUCUUCCAAGCACUUAUCUGCUGAGCUCGAGAUCUACUGCUACUUCAUUGUUCUUCUUUUUCUUGUUGAUCAGAAUAAGUACAACGAGGAACCUUCUCGCAUUGCAUCAUUCUGCAACCCUUCGCCAUGAUGAGUUGGGUCAGGAAACACUUUUAAACCUUUUGCUUCGUAACUACCUGCACUACAAUCUCUAUGAUCAAGCAGAGAAGCUAAGAUCAAAGGCACCUCGGUUUGAGGCACAUUCAAACCAACAGUUCUGUAGGUACCUCUUCUACCUUGGGAAGAUCAGAACCAUUCAGCUGGAGUAUACAGAUGCAAAAGAAAGCCUCCUUCAGGCAGCCAGGAAAGCCCCUAUCGCAGCUAUAGGGUUCAGAAUCCAAUGCAAUAAAUGGGCUAUUUUGGUUCGCCUUCUACUUGGUGAGAUCCCAGAGAGGUCGAUCUUCACUCACAAGGGGAUGGACAAGGCCCUGAAGCCUUACUUUGAGCUGACCAAUGCGGUGAGGAUUGGAGACUUGGACCUCUUCAGGACAGUGCAGGAGAAGUUCUCAGACACAUUCGCUCAAGACCGAACGCACAAUCUCAUCGUGCGGCUCCGCCACAAUGUCAUCAGGACUGGACUUCGCAACAUAAGCAUCUCAUACUCGAGAAUCUCCCUUCCCGAUGUCGCCAAGAAGCUGAGGCUUAACUCCGAGAACCCUGUGGCUGAUGCCGAAAGCAUCGUCGCAAAGGCAAUACGCGACGGGGCAAUAGGUGCGACCAUUGAUCACAGAAACGGGUAUAUGGUGUCGAAAGAAACAGGGGACAUCUACUCUACGAAUGAACCGCAAACAGCGUUUAACUCGAGAAUCGCUUUCUGCCUUAACAUGCAUAACGAGGCGGUAAGGGCUUUGAGGUUUCCUCCCAACACGCACAAGGAGAAAGAGAGCGAUGAGAAGAGGAGAGAGAGGAAGCAGCAAGAGGAAGAGUUGGCUAAGCAUAUGGCUGAGGAAGACGAUGAUGAUUUCUAGAGAGAGAUCCUCUGUCCGCACUCUGUUUCUUGCUGCUCACAAUUUGACCUUUUUACUCUGCCCUUCGUUUUAAGUGUUUUUAGAGGAUUUUUAAUAUUGUUUCUUUUUAUUACUUUCAACUUCAGAACAGAGGUUUGUAUAGACAAGGUUCUCAACUUCGUUCAAUGGUGUUUGGUAGUUUUUCGCA
Messenger RNA from Brassica napus (rape), 1792 nucleotides. Its product is annotated as 26S proteasome non-ATPase regulatory subunit 3 homolog A. The transcript has 6 exons. The coding region runs from base 325 to 1605 and encodes 426 amino acids. Gene Ontology annotation, molecular function: enzyme regulator activity. NCBI's taxonomy places the organism in Eukaryota, Viridiplantae, Streptophyta, Magnoliopsida, Brassicales, Brassicaceae. Gene Ontology annotation, biological process: ubiquitin-dependent protein catabolic process; regulation of protein catabolic process. Gene Ontology annotation, cellular component: proteasome regulatory particle, lid subcomplex; proteasome complex. The record is from RefSeq and is a predicted model, not a curated record.